GCCCWCCCUUUUUCUCUAAUCGUCGUUCCUGGCUCUCUCGAUUUCUCCAAGCGACGCUCUGUUCUUCUCGGUCGGCUGUAGGAAUCGCCAGCAACCCUCUGUUCUAUCAUUCUCUUCUUCUUCAUCAGUCACCAUUAUCGCCUUCUUCUCAGUCACCAAUCGAUUCACAGAUCCUGUCUGCCCUUUUCCUUAUCGUUCCUCUCUCCCUCGUACCGCCAAACCGUUGCCGGUCUGUAUCGCCGGACCAUCUACUGGUAUGCUGCAGCAUCCUCUCUCCACCAUAAGCAGAAAGCUUCACUCAGUAUCUCGGCUCUCCACUCUAUUGGUGCACUACUGCCUACCGACUGUGACUGUGUCCCACCGGAGAAGCUUUCUCUGGCUACUGCAUCUCCUCGACUAAUUUGCUCUUAGUUAUUGGAUACCCUCUUUAAUUUGAGGAUAGAAAGCCUGAAAGGUGUGAUGACGGUGUUGAAGAGGUAUGUGCUGAGGUUAUUCAUGUCAUUAAAAUACGUUACAGCAAACGUAGUGGACAGGAACAAUGGGCGAAUAGUUGCAACAGCUUCAACGGUGGAACAUUCUAUAAAGAUGUCACUUGAGUGUGGUCGAACAUGCAAUGCCAAAGCUGCAACAAUCGUGGGUGAGGUGCUGGCCAUGCGCCUCAAGGUAGAGGGUCUUGAGUCUGGCCAAGGAAGAGGCAUUCACGUAGAUGUGAACAAAGAGCUGGAGAAAAAAGACUUCAAAAACCGAACAAAGGUUUGGGCUGUUAUCAAUUCUCUCAAGAACAAUGGAAUCAAACUCAUAAUUGAUGAGAAUAAUGACGCAUCUCGGCCAGGUUAAAGCUGUUACUUAUUAAUCUAUUCAGUUAGCUUAGUAAUAUCUGGUUCACAACUGAGUCAACCAGUCCAUUUGACUGGUGCUGAAUCCACUAAGGUGAUUAUGGAAGAUCUGUUUGUUUGGUUUGUAGAAUAUAACUUCGAAAUUGCUCCCAUCUGUCCCUCUUUUCUUUUUAUCUGGUUUUUAUUGAAACAUCAAGAACAA
Cynara cardunculus var. scolymus (artichoke) is the source of this 1038-nucleotide messenger RNA. RefSeq names its product 50S ribosomal protein L18. Bases 460 to 837 code for a protein of 125 amino acids. Gene Ontology annotation, biological process: translation. Lineage: Eukaryota; Viridiplantae; Streptophyta; Magnoliopsida; Asterales; Asteraceae. Gene Ontology annotation, molecular function: 5S rRNA binding; structural constituent of ribosome. The transcript is spliced from 4 exons. The record is from RefSeq and is a predicted model, not a curated record. Gene Ontology annotation, cellular component: ribosome.